Naegleria gruberi is the source of this 837-nucleotide messenger RNA. RefSeq lists its product as uncharacterized. The coding region runs from base 1 to 837 and encodes 278 amino acids. The transcript has a single exon. Lineage: Eukaryota; Heterolobosea; Eutetramitea; Acrasida; Naegleriidae. The record is from RefSeq and is a predicted model, not a curated record.
AUGAAUCAUAAUAACACAAGAUUGUCGUCGUUAUCUUCGGGGGUAGUGAUACAAGCAACGAGGCAAGUGAGAGAUUUGGCGGCUAUGGAGACAGCCUCAACCUCAUUGAAAUCGACACCUUCCGAGCCAGUUUGUAAGAUAGUCACAUCGUUGAAUGAGAAUACUCAACAAGUGGAUGACAAAAGUCUAAAUUGUGUACAAUCAGAUUCGAGGAGUGAUACUGUUUCGUCUGUGAGGGAUUUGUGUAGAGCUUUGAGUAAGAAAUUAUCCCUCACACAACAAGAUAAACAGAAAGAUAGAUUCCAAUGUUUAUUAGAUCAUGUGAGAUAUUCGAAUAGUGGAUAUCAUCUAGAGAACUAUUGUACAUAUGACAAAAUUGUUGAUUGUAAUAUAUUUUCAAAGAGAGUACCAGUUUCAAAUGUAUUGAUAGAAGAAGUGACGUUUAAGGAUUUUGCCACUCUGUAUAUUUCCUCCAAAUUGAAACAAUCCAACUUGAGGUUAAUAGAAAAGGAAGAGCUAGAAAGAAGGUAUUGUCUUAAAUUAAUGGCAACAUAUAGUAAUUUUAGACCAGCCAAGCAGUCGUUAGAGAUUCAAAACUCAACUGGUAAUGAAACUGUCAUUGGUGGUAAUUAUCAUGAUACCAUUUACUGCUGCGAGUUUACUCUUCCAAAAUCACAAACCAAAUCAUUCAUUUUACUGGAAGGGAAUUCAGUUGAUUCCAAUCACAAGUUCAAGCAAUUUUUACAUGUAUUUCGUGUCUAUGGAGAGGAUUUAUUUUCAAAGAAAACUUUUAGUCAUUCCAAAAAUUUAUGUGAUAUUACCAUUCACACCAAGUAA